AUGGAUAUUGAAUAUACAGUAACAGAAACUGUUCAUCAAAAUGCAGCUGGUCAAGUAAUAAAAAUCGAUUAUGAAUUUGAUGAAACAACUGUUAUUGAAUCCAUAAAUUCAUCAUCAACGAGUAUAGCACGACAAAAUAAAGAAAAACGAAAUCGUCAAUAUGAUGUAACAAUAACACGUGAACAAUAUCAAACACUAGCACGACAACUAUCAAAUGCAUUAUCAUUUGAUGCAUUUAUUAAUGUUCUACGUCCAUUUAUAAUGGGUUAUUAUGGAGAUAACGAACUUGAACGUGCUUUUCAUACAUUAGAUCGUGAUCGAUCAGGUACAAUACAUGUAAAUGAAUUAAGCUCAUUUUUACCCAUAUUAAAUGAAACAGUAAAUAGUGAUGCUUUAAAUGCUUAUGUCCAAAAAGUUGAUGCAAAUUUUGAUGGUAACAUGAAUUAUGAUGAAUUUCGUUCACUUGUUUUACGUGGUAUUGGUCGAGAUAUUGUUUGUAAUCAUGUAUAA
Messenger RNA from Rotaria sp. Silwood2, 510 nucleotides. The record is from the annotation of a GenBank genome assembly. Lineage: Eukaryota; Metazoa; Rotifera; Eurotatoria; Philodinida; Philodinidae.